Aspergillus mulundensis is the source of this 1098-nucleotide messenger RNA. RefSeq names its product Serine protein kinase. The record is from RefSeq and is a predicted model, not a curated record. Gene Ontology annotation, biological process: protein phosphorylation. Gene Ontology annotation, molecular function: protein kinase activity; ATP binding. The transcript is spliced from 3 exons. The coding region runs from base 1 to 1098 and encodes 365 amino acids. NCBI's taxonomy places the organism in Eukaryota, Fungi, Ascomycota, Eurotiomycetes, Eurotiales, Aspergillaceae.
AUGAGUAUCCAGCGCCAAUUUCCUGGUGUACAUUGGGUCUGGAGAGGGGGCAUGUCCUAUGUCUACGAGGUCCAUCCCCUCAUCGUGGUCAAGGUUCCCCGACCCGGCGAAGACAAGAAAGACAGGUUUCGUGAAGAAGUCAAGAUCUAUGAACUAUUAUCCCGUCAUCCGCCCUGCCCCUUCCUCGUACACUGCUUCCUCUACUCGGAAGACGGGAUAUUCCUAGAGUACAUGAGAGAUAUAUCUCUCGCCUAUUGCAAGCAAUUUAACAUGGUUCGAGACCCUGAGACUCGCGUAGUGACUAGUGUCAGAUACAUGGAGCCACUGCCACUACGGAAGAGGUGGAUGAAUGAUCUUGCUCAAGGCGUCGCUUUCCUCGAGUCGCUCAACCUUGCGCAUGGAGAUCUGCGUGCCGAAAAUAUCUUGCUGGACCGUGAUAGAUUGAAGAUUGCAGACUUCGACUACACUGCUGAGUUCGGAACGGAUUUUGAAACCUGCCCGUGCCCAUACGCAAGACUGCUGAAUAGCGACGAGGCAGAUCAAGGAGCGCCGGGGACAGCUGGUGUGCUAGGUCCUAGAACCGAGCAGUUCGCGCUUGGCUCAUUGUACUACCUGAUCAACUAUGGCUUCGAGCUCUACGACGAUCAGUGCCUGGCCGACGAUCCUUACGAUCAUGGACCUCGGGUCGUCGACUUACUCCAGCAAUUGAGCUUUCCAAAGCUGGAGGGUGAUCCGAUAAUUGACGAUAUCAUCGAAAGGUGCUGGCACAACCAGUACCGCACGAUUGCGGACCUGGCCACGGAUACAGAGGCAUUACUCGAACAACACACAGACGAGGCACCAGAUGCGGCAGGGGUCGUCCCCGGAAGGGAUACAGCUCUGGCAAGAAUAGUACGCUGGCUGUGGGACACUCUCGGCGCGGCGCAGUCGAUUAACGGCCAAGCGAACGCCUCGGACGAAUCCUUUUCCUCGAAACAAGAGUUCUGUCGAGACCUCGAGGAGCGUGGACUGCCUCGUCUUCUUGCUUCACGCGAGCCCAUGGAGCUUGGGUUUCGAAUGGAGCACAGGCAUGUAUCAGAACAAACUACGGCAAGCUAA